CUUUCCUUUGCCACAAAGGCUUUUUUGUAGCUCUCUCUGUAUAAUCAAGAAAGAAGGAAGAAACUCUACAGAGAGACUCAAAAACAGAAGAAGGAUUCAUUGCUAAGGCACGUGCGAUAUAAUUAAUUAUUUAUUAUUAUUAUUAUUAUAGUUCUAUUUUUCUUCUCUUUUUCCCUUAUUUUCUGUUCAUCACAAGCUGAUCUCUUCUUAAUUUCUUUCUUUUGUGUGUUCUUUGUUUGGUUCAUUGAGAAGAAAGAGUUGUUGUUUAGAAAAUUUGGAGAAAAUAAGAUUUGGGUUUCAAAGGACAGAUCCAAAACAAGGGAGUAGUUUGAGUGAGCUUGAGGAGAAGAUGAAUACAAUUCCACAUGUUCCUCCAGGCUUCAGAUUUCAUCCAACAGAUGAAGAACUCAUAGACUAUUAUUUGAGGAAAAAAGUUUCUUCAAAAAGGAUUGAUUUGGAUGUCAUCAAAGAUGUUGAUCUCUACAAAAUUGAGCCAUGGGAUCUUCAAGAAUUGUGCAGAAUGGGAGGUGAAGAUCAAGAAGAUUGGUACUUCUUUAGCCACAAAGACAAGAAGUAUCCAACAAGCACUCGAACUAAUCGAGCUACAAAAGAAGGGUUUUGGAAAGCAACAGGGAGGGACAAGGCUAUUUACUCAAGGCAUGGCCAUGGCUUAAUUGGAAUGAGAAAAACCCUAGUCUUCUAUCGAGGACGAGCCCCGAAUGGUCUCAAGUCCGAUUGGAUCAUGCAUGAAUAUAGGCUCGAAACCUCCGAAAAUGGACCUUCUCAGGAAGAAGGAUGGGUGGUGUGUAGGGUUUUCAAGAAGAAAAUGACAACAAUCCAAAAGAUGGGUGAUUAUGAAUCACCUUAUUGGCAGGAGGAUCAAUUCUCCUUCAUGCCACACAUUGAUUCUCCGAAUCAAAUCUCUCACCCUUGCAAGCAUGAGGUUGAUCGUCAUCUUUGCUUCACCAUGUUCGAUGACGCUUUCCCUCAGCUCCCUCGACGCCCUGAGCUGAUCUCUGACGUCUCGUCGUGCAGCUACGAUCUUCGAGAAAAUGCCCCCUCCUUGUCUCAAACACUUUUGCAUGAUUUAGAUAACCAGUCGAUGGAUUGGCGAGCCAUGGACCGAUAUGUUGCGUCUCAGCUGAGCACGGAUCAAGAUGAUCGUCAUGGAAGAGAAGAAGAAGCAAAUUACUCUGAAGGCACCAAAUAUGCAAGUGAAUGAUGAACUGAAAAGCAUGGACUAUGAAGGUUUUCCUACGGCUUAAUGAAUGAACUCUAUUACUGGAGCUGAAUAAAUGUUUUACAUAGUAAAAAAACUUACAUAUUUAUGGUACUCAAAAGAAGUUUAUAUUUAAAAUAAGCACAUAUCAAUAUAUACUCAAUAUUUAUGUACUGCUUCAUGCACAUAUGAUUAAAUUAAAGUCGUAAACAUAUAUAUAUAUAUAUGUAUGUAUGUAUAUAUAUACAUACAUAUAUAUUUAUGAGCAAGUUUCAGAAAUAAUAGUAAGUAAUUUGCUGUCAUUUUUUUGACAUAAGUUCUCAUUACUUUACUUUUAGAACUAUUCAAAAGAUCUCAUAUCAAUGAAAAUAAUUGUUAACUGUUACCAUUUAUAUACCAUGGAUUUCCAUAUUGUGUGUUGUAUGUAUACCACGAGUCUCUAAUAUUUUCCAACUUGAAUAUAGUAUAUUUAAUGGUCUACAUAUAUGCAUGCAUGAUUAAAAAAAAAAAAAAAAAAGAAGUUCGAAUAGUUAAAUCUGUUUAGUAGAGAAUUUGAAAAUAAAAACUUGAAAAUAAGGAAUUCAAUAAAAACAAAGUUAUAUUUCUCUACUUGAAUGCUUUUUUUAUGUAAUUUUCAUCUUUUCUCUCUUCCCUUUUGACUGAUCUCACAGCUGGUUUCUCCCACUCUUUUGUACUCAUCACGUUCCC
Molecule: messenger RNA, 1927 nt
Organism: Benincasa hispida (wax gourd)
Lineage: Eukaryota; Viridiplantae; Streptophyta; Magnoliopsida; Cucurbitales; Cucurbitaceae
Product: NAC domain-containing protein 7-like
Biological process (GO): regulation of DNA-templated transcription
Molecular function (GO): DNA binding
Source: RefSeq, a predicted model, not a curated record